CGCACACCGGCGCCCUGAUGACGUCACCGCGCACAGACUGUGAUGGCGGAUGUUUCCGAGAUAGACACAAUGAAGCACUUUCACGCCGGUUUCGAUAAAAUCGACAAAGAAAUGUGCCGUUAUCCGCACUGCAUCGUCUGGACCCCCAUCCCGGUUCUGACGUGGUUCCUGCCCUUCAUUGGUCACAUGGGCAUCUGCACAUCUACUGGUGUGAUCAGGGAUUUCGCAGGGCCUUUUUUCGUAUCAGAGGACAACAUGGCGUUUGGAAAGCCAACAAAGUACUGGAAGCUGGAUAAGAAUAAAGUGUACGGCGGCGGAGUGAACGCCUGGGAUUUAGCUGUGCAUGAGGCAUCAGAGGAGUACAAAAACAGAAUGCACAAUCUGUGUUGUGAUAACUGUCACUCUCAUGUGGCCAUGGCUCUAAACCUGAUGCGCUACGAGAACAGCUCCUCCUGGAACAUGGUCAACCUCUGCUUACUGAGCUUCAUCCACAGCAAACACGUCAGCUUCGUGGGGUUCCUGAAGACCUGGCUGCCUUUCCUGAUGAUUUUUGGGGUCAUGGUCACCAUCGUCCUGGCGGUCCACCUGCGAUGACCGAGAGAGAUGACUCUCUUGAUAUAUCUGUUAUAUAAUCAUGGAUGGGGCUAAAUGACACACGGCAGCAGAUUGAAGAUCUCCGCAUCAUUAUGAACUCUCGUCGAUCUUCAUCAGUUGUUUUAAAUGAUUCUGAAUGUUCUCAGGCGGAGAUUGUUUUACAUUAAAGGGAGGCUGUACAUUUUUCUUAAUUCCAGGUUCAUUCCUUUUGACUCUGUAACGUUUACAUGUUCAUUCAUUUAUAUUACAUGAGCAAAUACAACAGUAUAUCUGUAAA
This is a messenger RNA of Carassius carassius (crucian carp), 871 nucleotides long. It is a transcript of the gene tmem222a, whose product is annotated as transmembrane protein 222a. The record is from RefSeq and is a predicted model, not a curated record. NCBI's taxonomy places the organism in Eukaryota, Metazoa, Chordata, Actinopteri, Cypriniformes, Cyprinidae. The coding region runs from base 43 to 594 and encodes 183 amino acids. The transcript has 6 exons.